Molecule: messenger RNA, 2567 nt
Organism: Manduca sexta (tobacco hornworm)
Lineage: Eukaryota; Metazoa; Arthropoda; Insecta; Lepidoptera; Sphingidae
Exons: 4
Coding region: 576-998 (140 amino acids)
Molecular function (GO): carbohydrate binding
Source: RefSeq, a predicted model, not a curated record
UUUGUAAAAGUUCCAUACGUUCAGUAAAGUCAAUUUGAAUACACAAGUACGUAUGUAAAAAACAUACCUACUUGUACAUUUUUAUUGUUGGCUCAAUACGCCUUACAAAUUACAACUGCAGUAAAGCAGCAUUCUUGUCUAUUAUUUCAGAACGGGUCGUUUUUAUGUCAUUGUCAAGUUGGCAUUUUUGAACGAAAAUGUCAAACAAAAUCGUAAGAAUACUAUUUGCCAAACAUGGAGCUUAAAAUAUAUUAUAUUUAGUUAUUUUCAUUAUGUUAAUAAUAAUAAACCUAUUAUAAAAGCAUGAAUCAAUGACUCACACGGCUCAUGAAUACUACGUUAUAAUUAGAAUUCAUUCUCAAAGAGUUGCGCUAUCGUAACAGUUGUUUCACAGUGAUACUGCGAGCCGAUGAAGUACUUAUACGAUUAACAAUACCGAUAAGAAAUACCAUAAGUACUUAUCAUAAACAUACGUGAAAGACCGGACGCACUCUGAAUCGCCUUACGGUACUCAAUUGACCGGGGAUAUACAUCGCGCACCGCCGUGGCCUCGACCGCGAAACGAAAAAGAAACAAUGUUGUUGUUACCAAAGAGCCUGGACUCUGAAGAUGAAGUAGUUGUGACUGGAAAUUUGGAAGGAGAUGCCAGAACUUUGACUAUUGGCUUAGUAACAGGUAUGAGUGAACCUGAUUAUCAAAAUGUAGCAUGCCAGUUAGAUGUGAAAUUCCCUUCCAACGGUGCAAACAACAUAGCAAUAAAAGUAAUACAAAAUGGCAACCAUGAACUUGUGAAUGAUGGCAAACCAGCUACUGACUACUUUAUUGAAGGUGAAGAAUUCAUAAUAAGAUUCAGAGUCAGAAAUGAAAAUUACAUAAGCAUUUAUGUUGGACCAUCGUUUCUGGAGCAAGUAGAAUUAAAACACAAUGUCAAUGACAUCAGAUUUCUAGCAGUAAAUGGAGAUGUAAAAAUAAAAAAGUUUGAAUAUGAAUUUGCAUAAAAUGGUAUUUUCAAGUUUUCAUCUAUAAUUACCUAAUUUGAAAAGGACCUGCUACAUUCAACACAAUAUGUUGGGGAUGUCUUAUAAAUAAAGGAAAUUGUAGGUAGAAAAUAUUCACUACAAUAUAUUUUGUAGAUAUACAGAAUAUUGCAUUUUUAGAAGUAAUGAAAAGAUUUAAGUGUGCUGAAAAUUUAUUUUGUUAAUGAUGUUGCAAUUCCAAUGGUAAGAAAAUAUGUAAAUAUAUAUUUUUUUGUUAUUAUUGUAACAAGUACAUUUGAUAUGUACUUAUUGAUUACUCAAAUGUAAUGUAGAAAAAACCAGUAAAUUGUAAUAAGCAAAAAUGAUUGUUAUUACUUAUCAGUAUAUUAAGCAUUUGUGGCAUGUGUAUUAUGUCAGCAAACAAAUUUAAGUUUUGUCUGUAUUUAAAUCUUUUAUAAAUAAUUUUAAUAUUAUUAUGUGAUUUAGUGAACAUUGUAUGUAGAGUUCUGUAAGAAUAUUUCAUCAGUAUUGACAUUUGUUGUGGAGGAAUUGUGCAACAUGUUAUUUUGUUAUCCGAUGUUACCUAUUUGUUUAUGUCUAGUUAUUAACAAGUUAGUUGUCUUCAUCCCACCUUAUUGAUUACUUUGCUAUGUAUAUAUAAGUCAGUGCUUUUUUAAUACCAGACUUGAGUUGAGCACUAUAAAAUCAACAUGAUUAGGUACAAAUCUUUUAAUUUGUUAAUUCUACAUCAGAAAGUGUUAUGUCUUGACCUGAUAGGUAUGAGUUUUAUUAUAAUUAUUAGAGCUUCUUAUGAAAUAAGCAUAUUCAUAAAAAAUACUAUAUUAUACACUACUAUUCUUUCUAUAAUUUAAGCAUACUCAUGAAAAAAUAUUGUUAUUGCAAAUUUAAAUAAUAAGUUAAACGCAUAGGUAUCAUUUGCUUUUUUUGUUGUUAAAAUCCACUAUGGCAGUUAUAUAAAUUUUCCAAACGAGGGAAGAGGCAUUUUAUAGUAUGGCAAACAUAUUAAAAUUAUUUUCAAAACAAAUAAAAAAAUAUUAAGUUAUUCUAAUGAACAAAAAGUUAUAUAGAAAUAAAAAAUAAUAUGUAAAUUGCUUGAGAUAAUUAAAAUAAUUGCCUCAAUAUAAGCAAGAAUGGUUUCACAUUAAAGACAGUUUUGGACGAUUUGAUAAAUCAAUUUGAAUUUGAUAAAUUAUUUAAUUCCAUAAUUUUAAGAAUUUCACUAUGGUACUUAUUUAUGUAUAUUUGAAUAAGUAAAUGUAAUGGGGUGAUUUAUACACAAAUAUGUAAAUUUAAAGAUUGGUUGAUAAUUUUCAGAAUCUCCUUGACCAGACUAAGUCUGUGGUUUGUAACAAUUCUAUUUAACUAUAUAAUUUUUUUUAGCUGAAUUACUAGUACUACGUACUUUUAGUUUUAUAAUAGAAAGGGAUCGCAUCGAAUACGAAUCUUUAGAUAAACAAAAUAAUUCCCUUUGUCCUAGAUCCUGUAUUCUUGAUAACACAAAAAUGUUACAUAUUCUUUUUUGAGAAAAUAGUUAAAUGAUAAUAUGAUUGAAAUAAAAGAAAUAAUUUA